Messenger RNA from Cyprinodon variegatus (sheepshead minnow), 1868 nucleotides. It is a transcript of the gene zmat5, whose product is annotated as zinc finger, matrin-type 5. Gene Ontology annotation, molecular function: zinc ion binding. The coding region runs from base 195 to 722 and encodes 175 amino acids. NCBI's taxonomy places the organism in Eukaryota, Metazoa, Chordata, Actinopteri, Cyprinodontiformes, Cyprinodontidae. Gene Ontology annotation, cellular component: U12-type spliceosomal complex. The record is from RefSeq and is a predicted model, not a curated record. The transcript has 6 exons.
GAAACAACGGCUAACUUCCUCCAAUUGAUUGCUGCUAGCUACACGAUGUAAAUAUGACCACAGAUAAACUGCUUUUUGUAUUUUGAAGAUUUGCUUGGAUUCAGAAUAACAGCUAAAGUGAAGCAGUUGGACAUUGUUGGAGUUGGAAGUUUAAUCAAUAAGGACACCGUUAAACGCUUUUCUAUCGGAUUGCAAUGGGGAAGAGGUAUUACUGUGACUACUGUGAUAGGUCCUUUCAGGACAACAUGCACAACAGGAAGAAACAUUUGAAUGGUGUUCAGCAUCACAGAGCGAAAAAGGCCUGGUUUGACCAAUUCAGGGAUUCUGCUGCUAUUCUGCAUGAUGAGCAAAUAAAAAAACCCUGCAGGAAGUUUCUCCAAAAAGGAAUUUGUGAUUUUGGUCCAAACUGCAGAUUUUCUCACAUGUCUGAAGAGCAUCUUUACAAUUUGAAGAGACGUAUGGAGCAGGAAAGACAACACAAAGAGGACUCUGAGGACAGAAAGAUCGCAGGACGAAGUAUAGAGGAGUGGCUCUCGAAAAGGGAAAAGAAGCAAGUUGCUCUUGGUAGUAAAGGAGAUUUAAAAACCAAGGAGGACAAUGAGGAGGACGAAGCAGAACGGGAUAUUCCUCAACAGCUCUUCACUAUUCCUGACCUCCCACCCUCACUCGUACCGCCUCCUCCAGGCGGAUGGAGAGUCAGUCCAAGCACCGAUUGGGGCUGAGAGAUAUUUUUUCUUUAGUAUUAAAAUAAUUUUAAAAGGACAAACAACAUUAACAAAGGAACAUUUGUAUUUUAAGAGAAUGUUUCACAUUUUUGUUGGAGGACGUCUUUAUUUUUCAGCUCCGAUAAAGACCUGUUGCUAUUUAAGAGGAGAAAUAAACAAAUUCUUUUUGUAUUGCAAUUAAAUUUUGCUGUAUUUUUUACCGUGGGUCUAGAUUUUUCUUUAGAGAUCUUCUGAAUAAACAUAGAAUACAAGUGUUUAAUAUAUAAGUGGAGUCCCAUUUAUGAGGACAGUUUGUAGGCUGAGCCACAGAUUUGAGUGUGCUUUAAAAAAAAAGAACAAAAUAUUAAUAAAUGAUGUUAUUUACUGUUUUUAUUUUUCCAUUACUCAAUAAUGAAUGUGGAUCAUAGGUUAGUUUGAGACACAGUAAUUGUUUCUUCACCCUCUUCCAUGACUAAAUGCUAAAUGUGGUCAUUAUAUAACUGAAAACAUUUUCCAGCCUGCAUGCAGCUAGAAUAUAUUUACGUUUCUUGACCUCAGAAGUAAAAGUUUCAAGCAGCAAAAAUUGUAGACAUCUGAGGAAUCCGGUAAUUAAACUGCUGGCUUUCACAUUGCGCUUGAACUUUAUCCUAGAAAAUAUAAGUAAUGAGCUAUUAAGAAGACUAACAUGAGAAAUUCUGAGAUCUUAAAAAAAAAAAUUAUUUUUCAUGUAACCUAGUGUAGUUUUUCUCCAGACAUUUUUCUGUUAAAAAAGUUUUUAUCAAAAGUAGCUCUGGCUUUUUUCCACAGUUCAGAAACUUUUAUGUUAGGUUAACAUAUGACUGCAGAAGAGGGAGAACAUUUAUGGUUUAGUAUUGCACAUGGUGGACAAAAUGCAAAACAUCUCUCAUGUACUUUAACAGUUGCCAAAAAGACAGGCAUUCCAACCUUCUGGUGUAAACUUUGUGGACUUUUCUGUACGAUCUUCAGCUUAUAACCUGAACCACAGACUCGGGGCUUUGUGAUGCUCAUCCCAGCUUGAACUUUUCCAAACAUGCUCUGAUAAAUAUUUUAAUAAUAAUAAUUGAACUUUACUGAUCUCACAUUGGAGAAAUGUACCUCUGAUAUUUAAUUCAUCCCCUUGGGGAGCAGUGGCCUGCCAUUGUG